Molecule: messenger RNA, 2748 nt
Organism: Elgaria multicarinata webbii
Lineage: Eukaryota; Metazoa; Chordata; Lepidosauria; Squamata; Anguidae
Gene: SCLT1
Product: sodium channel and clathrin linker 1
Exons: 22
Coding region: 158-2353 (731 amino acids)
Biological process (GO): clustering of voltage-gated sodium channels; cilium assembly
Cellular component (GO): centriole
Source: RefSeq, a predicted model, not a curated record
GGGUGGGGAUGUGUGAUACGAAUUUUUAAGGAGCGUCUUCAUUUUGGGGUCUUUGCUCACUUACUGCAUACUCUUAAGUCAUCCUAUUUGAGCUUAUGCCGGAGUAAAGCGUCCCCAGAGCAAAUCAAACCAGCUGCUCGGUUUAUAGCCCAAUCUUAUGCAACUCUACUUUAGAAGUAAAUCCUUACUGAGUUCAAUAGGAAUUGCUCCCAGGUUUUAUAUUUCUGCUGGCAAAGGGGAAAUCUGGCCAUCAGAAACCUUCUUAUCUGAACUUGCUGAAAAAAAUUAUAGAAUGGCAGCAGAAAGUGACUUUCCGAAAGAUCAAAACCAGAAUCGAAAUGCUGUGCUCAGACAGUUUCAGACAGAGAUUCUUCCAACAACUACCUCGCUACAGAAGAAUACCCUUGAAGCUGAUAAUGCAAUGCAGUCCUGGACGAUGGACCAAAGCUUAUUAUCCCCUCUAGUUGCUGAAUAUGAUAAGCAUCUGGAAGAAAUGAAUGAACAACUGAGAUAUUGCCAGAUGCAGAUGAGGGAAAUGAGACUAAAACUUGAAGAAGUCAUCAAGGAAAACGAAAGACUGCAUGAAGAACUGAAAGAGGCUAUUGAAAAGCAGUUGGAUGCUUUGCCAACUGGCUCUGCUUCGAGGGAUGGAACAAUAAUGGAUGAAAACUUAUUAAGAAAUCUUCAAGAACAGCUACAACUAGCAAAUAAGGAAAAGGAACAUGUACUAGAACUUUGGCAGACAGUAUCGCAGGAAUUGGAGCGACUUCAGCAGAUAUAUCAGGAACAUAUGACGGAAGCACAAAUUCAUAUUGUGGAAAGGCAGAAACAAAAAGAUCAAUUGACAAGCUUUCAGCAACUAACAAAACAACUGCAUUUAGCCAAUGAAAAAACGGAGUCAACUAAUCGGGUAUUUCUGAAGACUGUAAUGGAACAGAAUGUAGAACUGGAACAACUACGCAAGCAACAGAGACAAUCCAAACUGGACUUGAGAACAGCAGCUGGAAAGGUUGAAGAAAUGACCAGGCUCAUUGAGGAUCUUCGGGCCCAGAUGACCAGAAAGGAAGAAGAGGUACUAGCUGCUCAGGAGAGAGAAGAAGCAUCAGAUAGACGCUUGCAGCAGUUGCAAUCUAGCAUAAAACAAUUGGAGACAAGACUUUGUGUAGCUGCCCAAGAUUCUAAACAGCUAAGGACAGAAAGAACAAGCCUAGAAAAACAAAUCCAGGACUUGCAAACAAAGUGCACUGAUACAGAAGGAGAGAAGUAUGAUGCCAUGGUAAAGGUCCGUGACAGCUUGCAACUCUUAGAAGAAGCUAAUCUGCAAAAGAGUCAGGCAAUGCUAGCUGAGAAACAAAAAGAAGAGGAAAUUGAAAAUAUGAAGGAAGCAGUUUCUCAGCUGCUUCAAGAUGCUGCAUCAAGAACUAGAAAGGAAGUGGAAAAUGAAAGGAAAAGGUAUAAUAUACAGAUUUCCCGAUUAACAGAAGAACUAACAGCACUUCAAAUGGAGUGUGGAGAGAAGCAGAGCCAAAUUGAGCGGGCUGUUAGAGAAAGGCGAGCAGUGGAAGAAGAAUUAGAGAAGAUAUACCGUGAAGGUAGAGGAAAUGAAGGUGAUUAUAGAAAACUAGAAGAACUUUACCAAAGGUGUCUGAAUGCUGAACGUACAAAAGAUGAUCUUCAGCUAAGUCUACAAUCAGCACAAAACAAAAUAAAGCAACUGGAAAUGAACUAUGAGGAAGAGAUAGGCCGUUGUCGGGAAAUGAUCUACAAGUUGCAAAGUAUUCUCGACUCUGAAAGGGAGAGCUGUGGCUCUGUCAGUGAAGAACGCUUAAAACUUCAGCAAGAGAAUGAACAGUUUCAAAAAGAAAUGGAAGACUUGAGAAAGCUGGCCAUGGAGGCACAACAAUCUGCAAAAUUAAAGAUAAGCACAAUGGAGAAUGAACAUUUAAUAAAAGAGCAUGGGUUUGAGGUUCGACUGAAAGAGAUGGAAGAAGUGAAUCAAAACUCCACAGCUGAGCUGAGACGCUUGUUGAUAGCUCAACAGAAAGCAACUAACCGGUGGAAGGAGGAAACAAAGAAGCUAACAGAAAUGACAGAAGGCAGAAUAAAUAGUUUAAAAAGUGAGCUGAGUCGUCAGAAAAUUCACACCCAGGACUUACUUUGUCAGCUGGAAAGAGCAAAUGAAAAUGUUAUUGAGAAUGAAAAAUUAAUGAUGGAACAUGAAGAAAAAGUCAACAGACUUCAAAGGCGACUAAGCCAGGCAGAGGAGAGGGCAACUACAGCAUCUCAACAGCUUAGUGCAAUCACCAUGAAAAGGAAAAAAACAGCCUCCUUGGUAGAGUUGGAAAAUAUUUAAAAGUAAUGUUCUUCCCUACAGUUUGUAAGUUGAGACUGAUGAAAAAAAGCAGUGUUGGAACAUUAGAACUUAUCACACAUAGUGAUGUGAUUUUUUGCAGAAAAUCUAUGUUGCUUGAGCAGAGAGAAACAUUGUGGUUUCCUCACAAUAAACUAGACAGACAACUGCAAAAGAUACAGAAUGAAUUAAAGCAAAGUCAGAAGAAAAGCUUUCCUCCCUUUCUUUGUGUAUAAAAAGAUGUACCAUAUACCACCAUGCUUUCUCUGUUAUGGUUUUAAAGUGGACAUCCCUGUGAAAUAUCUAACUGCUGGAUUGGAAGCUUUAUUUUUUAACUGUAUAACUGAUUUAUCAACUUAAAUAAUGUUCACUGUUAAUAAACCCAACAUUUUAAAAUA